CUUGCAAUUCUAACACUUGGAGGAAGAAGCAAUUGUGCUUUCGUCAACGACGCAGCUGUGCUUCUUGAGCUGUUACGAGACAAUCGGUGUUGACCCUGUGUGGGACGCGUCUUAGGGCGCACAAAAGGAAAUCGUUACAGAACAUGCGAGUGGAAUAAGAAGACGUCGACAGAGAAACGAUGACGAAAUUCCUCGACUGCGUCAUGGUUGUUCUACCGGAAAAAUUUCGUUUAUCUGCCCAGCGUAUGUUCGACAUGUUUAAUGGCAUGAGCAAAACCGAUGCUGUAUUACUCAUGUGCAAGUCAGCUAUGGACGCUGCGUCCGCCUUGUUUGAUGACUUCGUGACAAUGUACGCGGACACUGAGGAAGAAAGGGAACAUCUCAAGGGAGUAUUAGUCCACUGCUACGGAUCCAGCUUAUAACAUAUAACCAGCAACAUCGAGCAAUAAACAAUUCUGAUCCUAUUUUAUCAAGCCAUCCGCAGCCCGGUCCUGGUCGACCAGCUCUGGGCUGUCCAGCAGGCCCGCGAAGCGGCUGACAAGCUUGGCCUGAUGGUCCCGCCGUGGGAGCCACCCACUACUCGCUGGGGCGCGUACCGCAUGACCUCAUUAAAGUUAU
Molecule: messenger RNA, 618 nt
Organism: Rhipicephalus sanguineus (brown dog tick)
Lineage: Eukaryota; Metazoa; Arthropoda; Arachnida; Ixodida; Ixodidae
Exons: 5
Coding region: 180-422 (80 amino acids)
Source: RefSeq, a predicted model, not a curated record